Messenger RNA from Ceratina calcarata, 1275 nucleotides. Its product is annotated as odorant receptor 13a. Gene Ontology annotation, cellular component: plasma membrane. The record is from RefSeq and is a predicted model, not a curated record. Gene Ontology annotation, biological process: detection of chemical stimulus involved in sensory perception of smell; sensory perception of smell. The transcript is spliced from 9 exons. Lineage: Eukaryota; Metazoa; Arthropoda; Insecta; Hymenoptera; Apidae. The coding region runs from base 48 to 1235 and encodes 395 amino acids. Gene Ontology annotation, molecular function: olfactory receptor activity; odorant binding.
AGCUGACUGUAGGCGAAGCUAUUCUCAGUUUCUAAGGAACUACCAGAAUGGACAGCACUCAAUACGAAUACCUGCGAGUGAACAAGUACCUGUUAUCAGCUACUGGCACGUGGCCUUAUCAAACAAUUGUACCAAAAAUUAUUUUUGGAAUCGUUUUCCUACUAACCGCCGGUGCUCAAGCGUUCCUCCAGAUUGGUGGGAUGAUAGCAGCGGCGGUCGACGGUGAUUCUGAAGCAGUCCUGGAGAGCUUCGCUCCGGUCACCAUCAGUCUAAUGUGUAGCUCUAAGUAUAUCAAUUUCUUUUUCAAUUACAACCAGAUGAAGAGAAUGUUGGACGUAAUGCGAGACGAUUGGCAUAUUUAUAAGAAAGUGGAGACAGAAUACGAAGUGCUCUGUGCACAGUACGCCAUUGGGAAGACUCUGACUGUAGGCCUCACAGUCAUUUUAUUGGGCCUGGUGACGCCGUUCUCGGCACUGCCUCUGAUGAUGAACAUAGCCGACGGUUUAGGUCUGUUCAACAUGACCGACAGGCCUCUGGCUUUCAGAGUCGAGCACUUCGUCGACGUAGACAAAUACUAUUACGUCCUUCUGGUACAUUCCUACUGUGGAACGAUAGUUUUUACAACAGUGGUCAUCGGCAUUGAUGCAAUGAUUGCAGUUUAUGUAAUGCACGAGUGCGGCCUUUGUGAGAUCUUGAGAGUGAAGCUGGAGAAUUUCGUGGAAGGGGACGGCUUGGAAGUCGAACUGUAUCCUGGUAAAUAUGAAGACAGAUGGUACAGGAACGCGAGGGAGUGCGUUAUUUUACACAAGCACAUAAUCGAGUUCGGUAAAAUGCUUGAAGGCGCCAACACGAAGUCCUACUUGGUUCAGUUAGGCCUCAACAUGAUCUGCGUGAGCUUCACACAGUUUCAGGCUGCCAUCAAUUUAGAACAAGACUUUGCUAUGGUCUUGAGGUACGUCUCAGUCACCAUUUCUCUUCUCUUUGAUCUUCUGUUUCUCAGCUGGCCAGGACAACAAUUGUCAGAUUAUACAGAACGUAUCCUUCAGAAUACAAUGAAUGCUAAAUGGCACCUGUCGUCGAUCAGUUGUAGGAAACUGUUAUUAAUAAUGAUGCUGAGGAGCAUGACGCCUCUCAAGUUAACUGCAUACACGAUGUACACAAUGAACCUGGAGAGUUUCAGCACGGUUGCACGAACGUCGUUCUCUUACACGAUGGUCCUAAUGUCGAUGCAAUGAUUGAUUAAAAACGUUGAUAUUUUUAUGGAAGAUUCUAUAC